CAACAAACUCAACAGAAGAAAAGAAAAUCUCGGUUCCAAAAGCAUUUACGAAAACCACAAUCAUUCAAUAGUUAUUUAUUACGUCGUUCUAAUUCCACUUCAUCGACUUCAUCUUGCGAAAGUUCUGUUCGACGCAUUUCUUCAACAAUUCGCUUCGCUGGUCUAUUGGAUGGAAAUCUUCUCCAUGAUGACGUUAGCAGUGUUAGUUAUUCUUCCAGUAAUAACAGUGCUGAUGAUUGGGAUCCACGUGAUGAUGAAGAUGAGGAGGAGGAAGACUUCUUUUAUAAUAACGGAGAUAACAACAGCCAUCGUUGCUAA
Messenger RNA from Ambispora gerdemannii, 318 nucleotides. The record is from the annotation of a GenBank genome assembly. NCBI's taxonomy places the organism in Eukaryota, Fungi, Glomeromycota, Glomeromycetes, Archaeosporales, Ambisporaceae.